ACACACAAACACACGCUGACAAACACACACCGUCAGGCACACACGGCACCGCGGACCCGACCGGGCUCAGACAGCAGGACCAUGACCCACGGAGCGCUGGCCUGGACGGCGUGCCUUUGGGCCGCAGUGAUCGUCCAGUCGAUACAGGCACUUGUGAUCCAGUACCCUAAGCUGAACAGCAACGAGUCCAUCCACUGCGAGUGCACAGACGCCAAAUGUCAGGCCGUGGUCUGGUUCUGGCACCCCCGGCACAGACCGUCCGAACUCCAAUACCUCUACUACCACAACGUGGUGGACAACACCUGGUCCAUCGACAAGGGCAAAUACAAAGGGGGCAGGAAAAUGGGGUGGAAGACCGUUUUCUCCCUGAUGGUCAUAGGAGUGGCGGAGAGCGAUGCCGGACGAUACUUCUGCCAGACCCUGCUCCCGGGAAGCCGGGAGAUUCCCAGCUUGCCGGGGGUCGAGCUGCGGCCGGGAGAGAAGGCCCCAACUCCUCCACCACCGCCCCCGCCACCCAAGAUCCCCCUGCCUUGCCGCUGUAGGCCAGUCCCCAAGAACAAUCCCCGAGGCUGUGGGUACCUGGUGCUUUGGCCCUUGAUGGGAGUGCUUGCCAGUCUGGCCGUUGUGCUGAUCGCAACCCUCUUCUAUUUCAGCCGACUACCAAAGAAAUGCCGUCACAGGCUUGUCAAGAAACAGCAGCUCCGUUGAAGGCGAUGGUGAUGUGGAGACAGGUGAUUAUCUUGGCUGGCUGUUCAGACCUCCAUUUGGACCAAAGAACCUUUUUAUGCACUUCACACAUUAUGGAACAAAACAAUGUGUCUAUUACAAUCCUGUAAUUUACCCGCUAUGGUUUUGUGCAAGGGCUAAUAAGUGUACAUACAUGGUUAAAAUGAUUUAUGAAAAAGAUCAUCUGUAUGCAGACAAGAUGCUCUUCUCCUUUUUCAUUAUGGUCUCUUUGUCAGCUUUGUUCAUCGCUGGGAUUCUUGCUUUCAACGCUGGUGACCUGAGUCUCUUUUGAGAAUGGUCAUUGAGGCAUCUGUAUACUGAGUAUUUGGUGUAAUUAUUGCUGUGAUUAAUUUUUCUGUUUCAUUCUUGUUUAUAUUUAAAUAUGUAUAAUUUUUUCACAAAGAUAUUUUUGUUCAUGUGCAGUAUGUUUUGUAAUUCUAUACCUGUAGGCUUGCAGGCUUAUAUAUCGCUUGUCAUAAUGGUUUGGCAUACAUGAACAACUGACCCCAAUACAGAGUGAAUUAAUGUUUGGCACAUCUUAAUAAAAUCACAUUUUGGGUACUAAUACUCACUCAUACGCACUUUUGCCACAUUAUAUGUUGGGAGCUUCAAAUUGGUCGUUUCUGGAUCUACCAUGUUUUAUUUGUUAUGGUACAUUAUUUGGUAGACCAUGAUGUCAGCAGUUCAAAAGCUUCAAAAGCUCUUCACAAUAAGAGCUAAUUGUGUGGUCAUAUUUGAAUAUUGAGAUGGGACUGCUGGUUCACUGUGUCAGGCUUCUAGGUAAGGUGGUGUUGGGUUAGUCUAAUGCUGUGUUCCAGACAAAUCGGAAGUCAAGUUUUUACGACCUCCUACUCGGAAAAGCACAAUAGAAUGUCGCUCAAAGGCGGAAUUCCUACUCGGGACAAAUCCAUCUACCCCGAUUUUGUGAGAAGCAGUUGUCGCACGUCACACAAUAAUGGCAGCCCCCAUGGAGGCACUCAUCAUAAAUAGUAAACUAUCAACUAAAAGGCAACGCAAAGUACAGUAUUUGUUCCUGCAUGACAUUAAAAUAAAACAUACUGUCAUAUAGUAAAGCCUGUUCUGCAUGUGAAUUGAUGUGAAACAAUAUUGCCAGUGUUAUUAGUUAGCUUCUCAGGGCAAAUUAUCACUCACAGUUAUCUUCUCUACACAAAAGUUAUUUCAGAAAAUGAAAAGAAAUGCCAAAAAAACAUGUGAAACCAUUUGGAAGUAUACCAUUCCUGACUUUUUCAGAUUGGCUACCAAUGUAGCUAAACCCGAGCACAGUUCAUGAGUGGUGUCAGCGGUGAAUGCGUACACUUGCCACAUAAACAGAACCAGUUUUUCGGUCAGCCAUGUUUUUUGUUUACAUUUGGCAUCGUGCACCAGUAACGCUUGAAUUUGAACAUUUCAACUGGGAAAUUCCAACCUCUGACAGUGAAUGGAACGCAGCAUUAGUAUGGAGGGUAAUCAAAUUGAGUUCAAACUGGCUCUAUUGACAGGGCCAAUACCAAAGAAAAGCCAAAGACUGCACCAUAAUGGAGAAAAUAUACUUAGGUAGACUGACAAGAGAGGAAAUAAGCGACAAAGCGUCACUGUGAAAGUUCACUGUGAAAAUAACAUAGCUAAUAGUAAAUGUAGAAAAAUGGUAAUUCUGAUGAAAAAUCAUUACAUUUGCAUAUGCAUAUUGUCAGCAGGAGUGGCAGGGCUCUCUCUCUGUCUCUCUCACUUCCUGUUUGGUCACUGAAAUUGUGGAAAAUUUCUUUCAUUAAAGUUUUUGAAAGCAUUUGUCAUUUGUGCAUGACAUGAGACAGCAGUGUGAAUGUAAAUAU
Messenger RNA from Conger conger (European conger), 2555 nucleotides. RefSeq lists its product as uncharacterized. The coding region runs from base 82 to 708 and encodes 208 amino acids. The transcript has 7 exons. Lineage: Eukaryota; Metazoa; Chordata; Actinopteri; Anguilliformes; Congridae. Gene Ontology annotation, cellular component: cell surface. Gene Ontology annotation, biological process: regulation of immune response. The record is from RefSeq and is a predicted model, not a curated record. Gene Ontology annotation, molecular function: coreceptor activity; MHC class I protein binding.